This is a messenger RNA of Aegilops tauschii subsp. strangulata, 483 nucleotides long. Lineage: Eukaryota; Viridiplantae; Streptophyta; Magnoliopsida; Poales; Poaceae. The record is from RefSeq and is a predicted model, not a curated record.
AUGGGCGCACACCCAGAUCGACAGGGGGGUGGGGUGCCAGCCAUCGGCACGGCGAGGCCAGUUGCCUCGGGCCGGACAGGGCGGCGUUUGCCGGCGAGCGGGUGCAGCAGAGGGCUGCGGCGCGCGGCACAGGGUGUGGGAGGCAGUGGCGGCGACGCUAGUAGCAGCAGAGGCAGCGAGCCGGGCGAGCAGCGAGGCAGCAGAGGCGGGCGAGCGGCACGAACAGCAGCGGCUGCAGACGACGCGGGGCGCGCACGGGCUGCAGUAGGGCGUGGCCCGCGCGAGGCGGCGUGGGCGCGGGUGGUGCUGGGCAGCAGCGGUGGAGGUGGUGGCGGGGGCAGAGCCGGGCGCGGGCCGGUGCGGGGCCACGGUCGUCAGCGGGCGCGAACGCUGGGCGGAGCUGCGGGAGGGGCAGCGGCGGCAGAGCGUGGACGGGGCAGGGCGAGCACGGCGCGGGGCGGGAGCGCGGCGAGCGCGGGCUGA